Molecule: messenger RNA, 7591 nt
Organism: Rubroshorea leprosula
Lineage: Eukaryota; Viridiplantae; Streptophyta; Magnoliopsida; Malvales; Dipterocarpaceae
Source: the annotation of a GenBank genome assembly
UUCCUCUCAACCAAAUUCUUAAUUUAUCCUCAAGUGAAGCACUUUGUUUUUUCAUCUGUAUAUUUCAUAAAACCUCCUCCAAAACAAAAAAAAGAUGGCCGAGCAGAUGGCCGAGAAGAUGGCCGAGUCAAUUGCUAGUGCUGUUGUUGAGAACAUAGCUGAUCCGAUCAGUGUUGUGCGCAAGUGCAACGAAAAUGUUCAGAAUCUGAAGAAUCAAGUUGAGGCGCUAGAGAAUAAAAUUAGGAGUGUGGAGGACUCUAGAGCAUUUGUUCACAGGAGGGGGGAAGACAUUUUUGAGGAGGUCCAGACUUGGCUGAAUAAAGCGGACGAGUUCAUCAAACGUGCACGGGAAUCUAUAGGAGUUGGUGAUGAAUUAGCCGGAAGUGAGUCUUUCUUUCGGCUGUGGCCCAAUCCCUUGGGUCGUUACGACCUCAGCAAGAAAGCAGCGCAGAUUGCGGGGGAUAUUGCAAAUCAUGUGCAGGAAGCUCCUAGAUUCGACUAUCCAUUUUCCCACGCUCCUCCUCCACAACAGGACGUGGCUGCAGUUGUCGAAGGUUUUGAGGAGUUUCCCUCUAGAAUGGCUGUUUUGGAGCAGAUCAUGAAGGCAGUAAGAAAUCCAAUCGUCAACACGAUCGGAGUGCAUGGGACUUCUGGCGUGGGGAAGACUUUCCUUGUAAAAAUGGUUAAAGGAAAAGCCAAGCAAGACAGCUUGUUUACUGCGGUAGUUAUGGCUAAAGUGACAAAGAACCCGGACUUGAAAAGUAUUCAACAUGACAUCGCACGCGACUUGGGUAUGGAUCAGCUUCCUACCGAACUUCCACCACAACAAGUUGCAGAUCGAAUAAAGGCAAAGCUCAUAAAAAAGAAGAAAUUUCUUGUAAUUUUGGAUGAUGUUUGGGAGGCUGAAAUAGAUUUGAAGAAAGUUGGAAUACCUUCUGCAAGUGAGCUGAAGCAGGCUAUGGAGAAAAGGAAUGAAGAACGCUCAUCUGGACAAGAAGAAAUGCUCCGCAAGAUUCUACUAACCUCAAGAGAUCCGAAUGUUCUCUCUGGUAUGAUGGAUGAGAAAGAUCAGGUCUUCAAGGUACAUGAAUUAGAAGAUGAUGAAGCAUGGCAUCUAUUCAAGAAGAUUGCUGGCAGCAAAGUUGAAAGCUCUGAUCUUCAACCGACAGCUAAAGAGAUCGUUAAGAAAUGUCUCGGGUUACCCGUUGCUAUUGCAUCAGUUGGAAAGGCCAUGAAAGGUAAGACUCGGCAACAUGAGUGGAAAACUGCUCUUGGGGAAUUGAAAAGGCCUAAUCCAGAAGGGAUAUCUGCAGCUGUAUACAAGCCUAUAGAGUUGUCCUACAAGUACUUACAAGAAGAUGAACUCAAGCAAACGUUCAUGCUUUGUAGCUUGCUGGGCCAUGACUCUUCAAUCAAUGACUUGUUAAAAUAUGGUAUGGGCUUGAAUUUAUUUCGAAAGGUGAAAACAGUGGAAGAGACAAGAGACAAAGUACUGACACUGGUUCACAAUCUCAAACGCUCUUCUUUGUUGGUUGAUGGUCACAGUAAUAUGCAUUUUGGUAUGCAUGAUCAGAUUCGGGAGGUUGCCCUGUCAAUUGCUUCUAGGGACCACGGUGUAUUGGCUUUAGCAGAUGAAGAUGAAGGAAAAAACUGGCCAGAAAAGGAGACAAUGGAAAAGUUAAAGUGGAUUUAUUUGUCAAAUACUGAUCCUGAGCUCACGAGAAAUGGGUUGAAAUGUCCGCGGCUCACUUUCUUUCAUUUGUCCAACAAGGGUCGUUCUCUAGAAGUUCCAACAGAUUUGUUCACUGAAACAGAAGGGCUCAAAGUCUUAUGUUUGACCAAAAUUGAUUUUCAGUCAAUGCCUUCACAAAUUCCCUUGAUCCCAACAAACCUUAAAACAUUACUUUUGGACCAAUCUGUGUUGAGAGUCGAAGAACUAGGCAACAUUAUGGGAAAUCUGGAGAAGUUAGAGGUCCUAAGCCUUGCAGGCUGUGACAUUGAAGAGUUGCCAAGAGAAAUGGAGAAGCUGACCAAGCUAAAGUUGUUAGAUGUGAGUGACUGCACCAAACUCAAAGUAAUUCCACAACAAGUCUUAGCAAGAUUGUCUAAAUUGGAAGAGCUAAAAAUGGGAAACAGCUUUGACCAAUGGGGUGAUGUGGAGGGAGGAAAUGCUAGGCUUGCUGAGUUAACAGAGUUGCGUACGCUCACUGCUUUAGAGGUACGUAUUCCUAAUUUCCGAGAAACUUUGUUUCCUGAAAAUCUGGAAAGGUUCAAGAUUUUCAUAGGAAUAGUAAGCAGGAUGCCUUGGAUGCCCGGGUGGGUUUACUGUUGGGACAGUAACUCUUGGAACAGCUCUUUUGAAAACUCAAACAUAAUGAAGCUAAAGCUGCAGGGUGCAGGCAUUAAAUCUAAUAACUCAGUUAAGAAGUUGUUGAAGAAGACAGAAGAACUGUAUCUAGAGGGAUUAAAUGGUGUCGAGAGUUUACUUGAGGAGUUAGAUGAUGAAGGUUUUCAACAUCUGAAGUGUCUUCAUGUCCAAGAUGCUCCAGACAUUCGACACAUCUUUAACCCAGCAGGGAGGUUGCUUCCUUCCCAGGUAUUUCCCAUCUUGGAGGUAUUGACCCUUCCCAAUUUGCAAAAAAUGGAGAAGAUAUGUCAUGGUCUGACUGGAGCGGCACCUUUUAAAGUGUUAAGAAAGAUAACUGUUGUUCGUUGUGAUCAAUUGAAGAAUCUGUUCUCCUUCUCCAUGGCCAGACAGCUUCCCCUUCAAGAAAUAACAGUAGAAGAAUGCAACAACAUUGAAGAGAUUAUUGAUGACGUGGAGGAGCAAGGCAACGGAAAUGAUAUCGUUGAAGAAAGUGAAGGAUGUAAGCUUGGUGGCAGUCUGCGGUCCUUAACAUUGAGAAGGCUACCAAAACUGAUUAGCUUCUUCAACAGUGGUAAUUGCAGCGGCAUCUCACUUUUCAACGAUAAGUUUCUGUUUCCAAACCUAGACGAGCUGCAAUUGUUAAGGAUUAAAGUUGACAUGAUUUGGAUAGCAUCUUACUGUGUUGAGAACCUGACGAAAUUGAUAAUUCGUGGCUGCGAUAACUUGAAAUACCUAUUCUCAUCCACUAUGGCUAGAAGUCUAGUGAAGCUUGGACACCUUGAAAUAGAGGAAUGCAAGAUGAUGACAAAGGUUCUUUCUAAAGAGAAUGAAGAAGAAAAGGGGAAUUUGAUUUUCCCUGGGUUGAAAUUUCUACAGUUACUGCAACUCCAAAACCUUGUUAGCUUCUACUUUGGAGACUCUACCAUUGAGUUCUCAUCCUUGAAUAAAUUGAUUGUAUCGGGCUGCCCAAAAUUGAAGGGUUUCGCAGUUAUGUCUACAAACACAGAUGUUGCAGUAGGUAUUCAGCCUUUCUUCAACGAACAGGUUGACAUUCCUCUCUUGGAUGACUUGUUUCUGAGCUCCAUUUGUGUACAGAAAAUAUGGCACAGCCAAAUUACAUUAAUGACCUCAUUUGUUCAAAACUUGAGGAAAUUGACUCUGUGGUACUGUAAUAAUUUGAAAUAUCUCUUCACAUCAUCGAUGGUGAAAAGUCUUGGGCAACUUGAAGUACUUAAGAUUUGGGGCUGUAAGGAGAUGCAAGUGGUAAUACUGAUAGAAGAAUUGGUAGAAAAAGAAAAGACAAGCCAGGCAAUGUUUCCCAAAUUAGACAACUUAAAGCUCUAUAACCUUCCGCAACUUAUAAGAUUUUGCUCCAAUUGCAAUUCUCUUGGAGAAGUAUAUGAAGCUCAAGGACACAAUGGUAGUGGAUCACAAGUAGUUGCAGCCACACAAUCAAAUUUGGUGGAAACAGAAGUCACUCAGUUUGUGUUUCCUCAAGUAACAUACCUGGAACUUAGUCAUCUACCCAAUUUUAAGGGUUUCUUCCCUCAAAUGUACAUCACAAAAUGGCCAUUGUUGAAAAGAAUGCUUGUGCAACAAUGUGACAAGGUGAAGACAUUUGCUUCAGAAUUUCUAAGCAUUGAAAUAACAUAUGGAGACAACCAACUUGAAAGGCAAACUCAAGAUCCUAUGUUUUGGAUUCGCAAGGAUUCAUUCCCCUGUCUAGAACAACUGAAAUUCAAAUAUAAUAGCAUGAAGGAGAUAUGGCGUGGUCAAUAUCCAGUGGUCUAUUUUCCCAAACUAAAAGAUAUUGAACUCCUCCAAUCCCAAAAUUGUUCAGCUCUUCUUCCUUCUUUUAAUUUCUUCUUCCAGACACUACCUAGUCUUGAGAAGCUGGAUGUGAGUGAAGCUUCCUUUCAUGAAAUAUUCCAAUGUGAAAGACUUCAUAGUGAGGGAAGACCUGUUGGAUACUUUGGGUUUGAAAGUUUGAAACUCUUCGAGUUUUCUGAGUUAAUUCAAAUUUGGAAAAGGAAUUCUGAAGAAUUAGCAUUACCUUUCAAAAAGAUUCAAUCUCUAGAAGUUAAUAAUUGUAGCAGCUUGAGCUACCUUCUAACCCCCUCCAUGGUAAUGCGCCUUGAGCAACUCAAGAACUUGAAGGUAAAAGACUCUGCAGCAAUAGGACAAGUGAUCAUGGCUACAAGAGUUGGGGAGGUGGUUGAAUCUGACUCAAUAUUAUUCCCACAACUAAAGUCCAUUUCACUAGAGUUUUGCUCCAAGUUGUCAAGUUUCUAUGUGGGAAGUAAGACCCUCAAGUUUCCAAUGUUGGAGGAAAUUACUGUGAUGGACUGUCUAAAGAUGGUUAGAUUCACUUCUAAAUUUUCAAGUGAGCAAGAGAAAGAGACAACUGAUGGAAGAAGUGAGGAAUUGCUUGUCAAGAAAGAACUUAAUAUCUUCAUUGAGGCCUUUUUCUGUGAUGAGGUCGAGUUUCCCAAUUUGAACCUUUUGAAGCUGUCUUCAAUUAACAUUAGUCAAAUUUGGAACAAGAAUCAUGAAGCAAUCUCAUCUUUCAAAAAGCUUCAACAUCUAGAAAUUUGUAAUUGUAGCAGUUUGAGCUACCUUCUAACCCCUUCUAUGGUAUUGCGCUUUGGGCAACUCAAGGACUUGAAGGUAAAAGACUGUGCAGCAAUAGAACAAGUGAUCAUAGCUACAAGAGUUGGAGAGGUAGUUGAAUCUGACUCAAUAUUAUUCCCACAACUAGAGUCCAUUUCACUGGAGUCUUGCUCAGAGUUGUCAAGUUUCUAUGUGGGAAGUAAGAUCCUCAAGUUUCCAAUGUUGGAGGAAAUUAUUGUAAAGGAAUGUCUAAAGAUGGCUAGAUUCACUUCUAAAUUUUCAAGUGAGCAAGAGAAAGAGACAACUGAUGGAAGAAGUGAGGAAAUGCUUGUCAAGAAAGAACGUAAUAUCUUCGUUGAGCCCUUUUUCUGUGAUAAGCUAGACUCUCUAGUUCUCCAAGAACUUCCAAAACUCACUAGAUUUUGUUCUGGAAAUUUUUUUGAAUUCCCCUCCCUUACAAAACUUACAAUAAGCAAGUGCUCUAUGUUGAAGACAUUCAUCUCCGGUUUUGCUAUAGGGAACACGACAAUCAACACUGAAAAUGAAGUGAAUGCUGCACCAUCUCUCUUUUGUGAAAAGGUCAAGUUUCCCAAUUUGAACUUUUUGGAGCUAUCUUCACUUAACAUGAAUCAAAUUUGGAACAAGAAUCAUGAAGAAAUCUCAUCUUUCAAAAAGCUUCAACAUGUAGAAGUUUGUAAUUGUAGCAGCUUGAGCUACCUUCUGACACCUUCCAUGGCAUUGGACCUUGUGCAACUCAAGGACUUGAUGAUAAAAGAUUGUGAAACAAUGGAACAAGUGAUCAUGGCUGCAGGAGUUAAGGAGGUAGUUGAAACUGGCUUAAUAUUCCCACAACUAAACAACAUUUUGCUAGAGUCUUGUUCAAAGUUGUCAAGUUUCCACGCGGGAAGUGAUACCCUCAAGUUUCCAAUGUUGAAGAAAAUUACUGUAAAGAACUGUCUAAAGAGGGUUAGAUUUGCUUCCAAAUUUCCAAGUGACAAAGAGACAGAGAUAGCUAAUGGAAGAAGUGAGGAAGUGCAUGUCAAGGAAGAACCUGAUUUCUUCAUUGAGGCCUUUUUCUGUGAUGAGGUUGAGAUUCCUAACUUGGAGACAUUGAUUCUGUCCUCAAUCAAUACAAAGCAAAUUUGGAACAAUCAACUUUCAUCAAUAUCUUCAUUUGCUCAAAAUUUAACAAAGUUGAAGGUGGUCAAUUGUUCCAAUUUAAAGUAUCUGUUUACAUUCUCAAUGGUUAAAAAUUUUGCGCAACUUAAAGAACUCGGGAUUAGUGGAUGUGAGAUGAUGGAAGUGGUAAUAUUGAUAGAAGGGACAAUGGAAGAAGACAAGAUGUGUCAGGCGGUGUUCCCCAAACUAGAGACCUUGACACUUAAUGACCUACCCCAACUUGCAACAUUUUGCUCCAAUUGUGAUUCUCUAGGAAAAUUUUCUGACUCUGAAAGAGUCAAUUUUGAUACUGUAUCACAAAAACUACUAGCCACACAAUCGACUUUGGUGGAAACAGAAGCCACUAAGCUUGUAUUUUCUCAAGUGACAAAGCUGCUGCUUAGACUCUUACCGAAAUUCAAUAGUUUCUUCCCUCAAAUGCAUAUCACAGAAUGGCCAUCAUUGAAAAGUUUAGUUGUGAUUGAAUGUCAUGGAGUGCAAAUAGUUGCUUCAGAAUUUUCAAGCACUGAGAUGACACAUGGAGACAGCCAACUUGAAAGGGAAUCUCAACAUCUCAUGUUUUGGAUGAGCAAGGUACGUACUAUCAAGUCCAAAAGGCUACAUUUCCUAGUCUAGAACGGCUGGUUGUGAAAUGGAAUGACAAUAUAAAGAUACAGUGUGGACAUCAUCCAGAGGGGUAUUUUGGUAAACUAAAGGUUCUGCACCUCCUUGGCUUUCCUAAGCAAUCGGCUUUUCUUCUGCCUUUCUUCUUCCACUCCCUGCCCAAUCUCGAAAAGCUUCUUGUGAAGGAUGCUUUCUUCGAUGAAAUAUUCCAAUGUGAAGAAGUUACUGGUGAGGAAAAACCUUUAUGUGGACGCACUCCAUUAAGGACAUUAAGAUUGUCCAAACUUCAUGAGUUAACACAUCUUUGGAAGGAAGAAUCCCAACUCGAAGUAGACAUUCUCAGAAACCUAGAAACUCUAAAAGUGCAGGAAUGUAGCAGAUUGAAGAAUUUAGUUCCCUCCACUGUAUAUUUCACCAAUUUGCAGACUCUAGUAGUAUCUGAGUGUCAUGGACUUGUCAGUUUAGUGAGAUACUCAACCGCAAAAAGCUUGGGGCAGCUCUAUGAGAUGAAAGUAGCCAAUUGUGAGAUGAUAGAAGAAAUUGUCGUAUGUUCGGGUGAUGCUGUGAAGGAUGGCAUUGUUUUCACCAAUUUGAAUUGUUUGCAACUUAAAGGUCUACCAAGACUAGAAAGCUUCUGCUCAGGGGACUGCAACUUUAAAUUCCCAGAUUUGGAAGAGGUAAUUGUUACAGAGUGUCCAAAUAUGCAGAUUUUCUCUAAGGGAGAACUAAGCACACCAGAACUGCAUGAAGUGAAAUUGACAGGAGAUAUAUAUGAAUAUAUGGAUAAAGAUAUCGAUGAAGAUAUAGAGAAAAAAAUAGAUGAUAUUUUUA